UCUUCGCGAGAUCACCUCUGCAGCAACAAAUCGGCUCCGGAUCCCGAAGACAAUCUGCUCGUUUCUGCGACGGGGUCAUGGAGGUGUCGUCUCACAGCCUCUUCCUGCUGCAGCAGCUCAACGUUCAGAGAGAGUUCGGAUUCCUGUGUGACUGCACCGUCGCCAUUGGAAACGUCUACUUUAAAGCUCACCGAGCUGUGCUGGCUGCCUUCUCCAACUACUUCAAAAUGAUCUUCAUCCACCAGUCCAGUGAGUGCAUAAAGAUCCAACCUACAGACAUCCAGCCAGAUGUCUUCAGCUACCUGCUGCACAUCAUGUACACUGGAAUGUGUCCCAAACAGCCGGUGGACCAGAGCCGACUGCAGGAUGGCAUCAAGUUUCUUCACGCCUACCAGCUGUGCCGAAAACCCGGCGAGGGCGCUGCUGAUGCUGCCACCGAUGUGGUCCGCAUGUCCAACUUGUACGGCAUCCAGAUCUCCUCCCAGCUGGCCAACAAGGAGGCAGGUGGAGUCCCCAAGACCACCUCAGUGUCCCGUGGGGCCCCUGAGGACGGGCGGUCCUCCGGCCGGGGCGGACGGUCCCACUCCCAGUUGUCCCUAGCCGUUGGGCUGGAGGGGAUCCCUUCAGACCAUCAGGCCUCAGCGCUACGCAACGUCUGCUCCGUGGCAUCCGGAGACGACUCGGACAUCUCGACUCGCAUCAAGCAGGAGCGGGUGGAGGAGGAGGAGGACGGCGAGGGGGAGGAGGGUCCAGGGGUGGGGUCUCCAUCUCAGAGCAGCAGUCCCAGUCAGGGCCUCCUGUUUAAAGACCGGCCCCUAGUCCUGCUGUGUCCCCGCUGUGGGGAACGCUGCUCCUCACCCGAAGGCCUACGGGAGCAUUUGUUCAGCCACGCCCUCGACCCCACCCGCCUGAUGGAGGGACUGUCGCAGGGCGGCGAGCUGGACGCCGGCGUGGAGGAGGGGCCACCGGGGGCCCAGGAGCAGCUGGACGCAGGAUGUCUGGAGGAGGCGCUGAGGCAGAGCCAGGCGCUCGCCAACCAGCUGGCUGCUGAGCUGAGGAGGAGCCGAGGGGGAGGCGGGGGAGGAGGAGGGGGGAGCAGCCCCACCCCCGCCAUCCUGCACUCACGCAAACGUAAGAUCGCCUGCGCUGUCUGCAGCCUGCGCUUCUCCCACAAGAGCCAGCUGCAGGAGCACAUGUACACCCACACCGGCAAGCCGUCUCGCUACCACCGCUACAACCGCCUCUGCAGCCAGCUCUUCCAGGCCUCCGCCCACUUCUGCGAGGGCGCCGCGGAGGCUGGGGGAGGGGCUGGGGGCGGAGCCUCGACCGGCGCACCCACUGCCCUCUCUGAGGAGGCCAACAGGGACACUCAGGACAACGGCAGCUCCUGCUACUCCCUGGACUCUGAGAUCUCCCAGGAGAGCGUGGACGGCGUGCCCGUCGAGUGAUGUCAACAGAUGAUGUCAUGGAGGGAUGUUAGUGUGACUGAGCGCACAGGUGGUUCAGUUGUCUGGUUGAGAAAAGACGAAGCAGGAGACUCUGAGGUCUGUGUUGUUGUUCUGUUGCGGCUGUCUGAUGGUUCUGUACCUGUGCAGGUGUGUGUGUGUGUGUGUGUGUGUGUGUGCAGGUGUGUGUGCUUCAAUCAGUCAUGUGAUCAUAGUGUGGCACUGUGGUCAUCACCUGUGAGGGUCGGACUGUUGUUUUAUGAGUUUCAUCCUACAAACUCCAGUAGAGUCUAAGUGAUUAGUCGAUUAAAUGAUUAGUCGAUCAACAACAAUAAUUGCAACUAUUUUGAAAAUCAGUUCAUGGCUUGUUUUAACUGGUUCCAUCUUCAGUGUGAAAAUUUCAUGAUUUCCUACUUUAGUCAAGUCAAUGCAGUAUUUUGAGGUUUUCGACUGUCUCUGAGAUGUUUCAGUAUUUUCUGACAGAAUGACUAAUUGAUUAAUAAACAGAAUAAUGUAUCAGUAGCUACAGUCCUAAAUUUCAACGUUAACAUCACAUUGACCUUUGUCAAACCCUUUAAUUUCACUGGUUUGUGUUUAUUUCUAUAAAAAAUAACCAGCAGAGACUUUAAACUUGAUCUUCCACACCAGCCAGCAUUGAAGUCCUUCUGUGGCAAACCUGAUGUCUGCAACACUCUGAGGAAGACAGAAAAAGAAGAGGAUAUAGUAAAAUGUGCUCCUUUAAUGUAAAGCUUGUAAGGCUGUGAGUCAAACUGUGGUUGUGUCUUCAGACUAUGCAGACUCUCAGACCUGCUGACCAGAGAGAGAACAUGUUAGAAGAAGCAGCAGUGCCUUGGUCUGACGGUCUGAUCGCUGUUUGCAGCAGUAAAGCAGAGCGCAAAGCUUCGUGACAAUCUGCAGCCCUGUUCUCUAGAAGUCAUGUCCAAUAUGUUUUAAAGGAAAUGUAACUCUGAUCAGAUCAGGUUUUCUAUUGAUAAAGUGAGGAAACUUUGAUGAUUUUAUUUGAUACAGGAAAAUGUUCACUGACUGCAUAUUUGUUUCCUUCCUGAUUGUCCAGUUUUCAUUCUCCACCUGCAGUGACCGCAGCAUUAAGAAUGAGUUCUCUGGUUCUGUUCAGAUUGAGAAAUAGUAACUUCAGAGUUCUGUUGCUUCAUCAGACUAUAAUCUUCAAUGCACACUGAGGUGGCUUUCAGCUGAAUGUUUAGUAUCUUGGAUGUGAGUUAGCACCUCCAAGCCUGACAUCAUCGAUCUCUGCCAGAAACUGGUCAGUUGUUCCUUCUGUGUUGGGGGUGAGUUGGUGAUCAAAGCUAAGGAGUUUCAGUAUCUCGGAUCUUGUUCACAAGUGAUGGGAAAGUGGAGUGUGAGAUGGACAGAUGGAUUGGAGCCAUCAGCAGUAUUGCAGUCCUUCUUCUGGACUGUCCUGAAAAGGAAAGAGCUGAGUUGUAAGGCAAAGCUCUUGACUUCUAACCUGUACCUAUGGUCAUGAGCUCCAGGUGUCGAGCAUAAGCAUAAGAUUGUGGAUACAAGCAGCCAUUGUGAGUUCCCUUUGUAGGGUGGUUGGGCUCAGCCUUAGAGAGGUGAGGAACUCAGAUAUGCAGAAACAGCUGAGCGUAGUCUCUUCUCCUUCGUGUCGAAAGGAGCCAGCUGAGGUGGUUCACAUCUUCCUUUGGAGGCCAAGUAAGAGACCUUAGGGUUGGAAUCCCAGAGGAACUCCCUAGAGGGAUUAAAUGUCUCAUCUGACAUGACAACGCCCUGGGAUCCCUCAAGAGAAACUGGAAGAUUAACUGAGGUGGUUCAGGCAUCUGAUUAGGAUACCUCCAGCCCCACCUUCCUUUGGGCUUUUCUGGGCAUAUCACAGUCCCUCCAGUUUCCAAGGUAGAUCUGAAGAAUACUGUUUGAGAGGGACAUCUGGAAUACCCAGCUUAGCCUGUUGUCUCUACAGCCUUACCUCGGAUAAACAGGACAACGAAUGGGUUGAUGGAUAUUCAAACUCUAAUUCAGGUUCUCGGUUCAGGUUUAGGACAUACAGUGGUCUGUUUUAAUCCAGAGUGAUACACAGUGUGUUUAAGUUAUUUUUUUGACCUUUUUGUCUUUAUUGUAGAGGACAGUGGAGAGAGAGACAGGAAACAUGGGGAGAAGAUGAGAGAAGGACAUGCAGUAAAUGGAUGAGGGUUGGACUCGAACUCUGGCAACUGUGUCGUGAGCGAUAGCCCCUGUGCAUGGGUUGCCCCCUCCCCAACCAGUUGAGCUACCAGGGCGCCCACAGUGUGUUUAGAUUUCAUCGACUCCAAAUUGCCACCUUUCCUCAACCUCGACCAAAGUGAUAUGUUUAGCUUCUCCCUCUGAUUCGAGUCAUACCAGCUCCCAGCAAGACAAAAGACCACAAAUGAACUGUUACAAAUGUGUUCCUGAUGUGGUUCUGUGGUAGGGGUUUGUUUCAGUUUAGGUACCAGAACUACUUGGGUUAGUGUAAGACCAGAGUUCAGGGUGAAAUACGUACUUUAUUAAGAUUGAAGGGAGCAGCAAUUACCACCUCUCAAAGCUGAAGAUAGUCUUUGAGAUACCUUAAAAUGCAAAGACACAGACGACUCCCUGAUGCUGUUUGCUACAAGCUCAGUCAAUUUAAUUGCUCAUUAAAUUCAACCAUCUAAGCAGCUGGAAAUUACUGCUCCUUUAAUAAGAUAUGAAGGUUGAUAGAAGGUUUGAUGUCCUAAAUGUGUCUCCUGAAAUCAUCUCAUGAAUCCGUUCAUGUCUUUUGGAGCUUCAGCUGAAAACUAAACAGGGAUUUUGUGUCUGUGGUUCAGAAUUUAGACCAGCAAUUUAUUUCACAGGUAAAGUAUGGGUGGGGCACCUUACCUGUUAGCGCUGUGUUGCUGCAGUAGCUAAUGUUUACCCUUGUAUGGACCAGUCAGGAAGCAGCAAAUAAAAGUCCGUACAAGAGAGCAAUUUGAGAUUUUAUUUUGAAAGAGUUACAGGUGAAACCAGAGAAGAACAGCGGUGUGAUCCUUUAAAAUUAGGGCAAGUUCUCUGCUGUUACUUUCUGUCGUCACAUGACCAGCACUUAUUGAUAAUGAUUUCCUGCUUGAGCUGUUAUUGAUUAUUGAUUGGUGAAUGUCUGAUUGUCGUGCCGUCGUCAUCUCCGUGUUUCACUGUAAAAAGGUCACAACGGGAACUUCAGUGUCAACAUGUUUUUGUACACGUCUGUUUUUUCAUCGAUGGAACGGUAAAGUUUUGUAAAUAAACGUCUUUUUUGACCAA
Amphiprion ocellaris (clown anemonefish) is the source of this 4721-nucleotide messenger RNA. RefSeq names its product zinc finger and BTB domain containing 25 (gene zbtb25). The transcript has 3 exons. Gene Ontology annotation, cellular component: nucleus. The record is from RefSeq and is a predicted model, not a curated record. Gene Ontology annotation, molecular function: protein binding; RNA polymerase II cis-regulatory region sequence-specific DNA binding; DNA-binding transcription factor activity, RNA polymerase II-specific. The coding region runs from base 78 to 1448 and encodes 456 amino acids. Lineage: Eukaryota; Metazoa; Chordata; Actinopteri; Pomacentridae. Gene Ontology annotation, biological process: regulation of transcription by RNA polymerase II.